AUGCUCUUCAUCAACAGCGGAAACAACGUCGUAUCCUACUUCAUGCCCGAGAUGUUCAAGCAAGCCGGUAUCACCGACGACAACACCCAACUCCUCCUCAACGCCAUCAACCCAAUCUUCUCCAUGAUCGCCGCCAUCUGGGGCGCGACCCUCCUUGACAAGCUCGGCCGCCGCUUCAUGAUGCUGGCUGGCUUGGCGGGCUCGCUCGCCUCAUACAUCAUGCUCACGGCCUUCACCGCCGAGUCGGCCAACCACAAGAACCUCUCGUACGGCGUCAUCGUCUCCAUCUACGUGUUUGGUAUCUGCUUCGCCUGGGGUUUCACGCCGCUUCAGACGCUGUAUGCCGUGGAGUGUCUCGAGAACCGCACCCGUGCCAAGGGAUCUGGACUUUCCUUCCUGUUCCUUAAUGUCGCUAUCAUGAUCAACACCUACGGUAUCUCCGUCGGCAUGGAGAAGAUUGCGUGGAAGUUGUACCUCGUGUACAUUGCCUGGAUUUGCAUUGAAAUGGCAAUCAUUUACUUCUUCUUCGUUGAAACGGCUGGAAAGACGCUGGAAGAGCUCAAGUCCAUUUUUGAGGCGCCCAACCCGAGGAAAGAGUCAACCAAGAAGACAAAGGUUGCUGUCGACGAGGCUGGUAAUGUCGUCAACGUCGGUGCGACCACUUCUGGUAUCUAA
Colletotrichum fioriniae is the source of this 675-nucleotide messenger RNA. NCBI's taxonomy places the organism in Eukaryota, Fungi, Ascomycota, Sordariomycetes, Glomerellales, Glomerellaceae. The record is from RefSeq and is a predicted model, not a curated record.